AUGGGCCGAAGAAGCGGCCUCAAGGAUUCGCAGCUGCGCUUCGACCGAGCCCAGCGGGCGAAAGCCAGGGAGGCUCCCGGUGUUGUGCGCUCCAACACUGCCCCGUGCGAGACCUCGGGCAUCACCCGCUCCGAUGGCAGCUUGCUCCUGCUUCCCAGCGAGCUCUCCCUCCUGGCCUACGCCAACGCGCGGCCGCCACGUGCCAGCUCGGCGGGCGCCCGCGCGCUGCACCGCCUGCGGCGGGCCGAAGCUGCCCUGCUCAGCUACGAGCGCAGCGCUUGGGUCGAAGAGCAGGCGGAGACGCUGCGCUGGCGGGAGUUUCGUCCGGCGCAUGAGCGGGGCCCUCUCAUCUGCUGUGUGGACACCUCUCGGAGUAUGGCGGGGAGGAGGGAGGCCAUUGCCAAGGCAGCGGUGCUCGAAGUACUGCUUCUGGCUGAAGCUGAGAGGCGUCCCUGCUACCUCUAUUUCUUUUCGGGUCCAGGCGACCUUGAAGAGCUGGAAAUUCCACCAGCGCCCAUUCCGGCACAGGCUUGGCAGGAUGUCCUUGCGUUCCUAAGCCGAUCCUUCGGUGGGGGAACAGAUCUGGAGACACCGCUGGCCGCCAGCGCGCGCCAGCUGCAGGAUGAGUGGCGGAGCGCCGACAUCUUGCUGGUCACGGAUGGCGAGGUGGAGGCGCCCUCGCCCGCCUUGCUGGAGGAGCUGCGGCUCCUGCGCGAAGGCGGCGUGCGUGUGUUCGGCCUCACUGUCGCUGAGCCCGGCCAAGAGGAGUCCUCUGGGAUGGCAAGCUUGGCGGACAUCUGCGACGAGGUGCAUCGUUUCGAGGCGCUUGGCCGAGUUCCCCUGCGAUGGCGACCCUCACCCGGAGACUGA
Molecule: messenger RNA, 870 nt
Organism: Symbiodinium natans
Lineage: Eukaryota; Dinophyceae; Suessiales; Symbiodiniaceae
Source: the annotation of a GenBank genome assembly